Molecule: messenger RNA, 3661 nt
Organism: Dermacentor albipictus
Lineage: Eukaryota; Metazoa; Arthropoda; Arachnida; Ixodida; Ixodidae
Product: zinc finger protein 436-like
Biological process (GO): regulation of transcription by RNA polymerase II
Molecular function (GO): RNA polymerase II cis-regulatory region sequence-specific DNA binding; DNA-binding transcription factor activity
Source: RefSeq, a predicted model, not a curated record
UAUAGUGAGAAACUCUAUGUGCAUAGGCCCUAGCUUGUCCUCCAGAGUCACGGAACUCUAUGGUCGGCCCAUUACCGCUACUCGAUUGCACUAUACAAGUUGUUCUUUAUUCUAUGACUAUAAAAUGCCCCUAUGAACCACUGCCGUCGCGCGCUGCACUGCCCCCAUCUGUGAUUUGAGGUCAGCGACAUCAUCUUGCACCAUUUCUUCCUGGUCUCGUUUCCUUCCACAUCGUAAACAUAGUGCCUGUUGUGAUCGUGCCAAAGGAGUCCUCCAAGCGUGUGUUCGCUUUGCAAAUAUUUGUUUUGGUGCCGGUUGGGAGGCCGAUGGCGUGUCGUCGUGCGCGAAAUCGCUCACACUAGUCAUCCGCGGCAGUAUGCCAAACGAAGGUGCUCCGCGCUGCGCUGUGUGCGGCCUCGAGCGCGCCCCGAACGCCGUGCUGCUCCCGUUCCCCGACUGGCAGUACUCGAAGCUGUACGACGCCUGGGUCGAUUUCGUGCGCGGCUGCCCUGGCAAAGGCAACUGGCUGCCCGACAGUCGCACCGGCUUCGUCUGCUCGCUACACUUCACCUCCAACUGGCUCAGGCGCAGCAGGGGCUCGGCUCACCACACCAAGAUGCUGCUCGUCAACCCGUGCGCGGUGCCCACGCUUUACCCGAGCCCGGAGCAACGCCGCCGCAUCGCCGAGGCCAACAGCAGCAGCGCUGCAGCCGCCCGGGUGGUUCAGGGGCCGAAUUUACCGAGCUUCCCUUUCGUUCCUAUGAAUGCCAAACACUUUAAACCAGUAGGCACAGACGACAUAAACAAGCUCUCAGUCAACAGUGGCGAAGGGUACUCUGGCAUCUGGGACGGGAAGCUAGACACCUUCCUAACGAUAGGUGGCUACCCCGCAUUGCACCCGAGCCAGGAACAUGGCUUCAUUGCCGUAGCCAAUGGCAGAAACACCAUGAAUGCCAAGGCACACCCUGGUUCCGAGGAAACUGUGGGCAGUGCAGACAGCCCAGGUGCACAGGGUCUUCCAGAUGCAGGCACGGAGCAAGCUACACCGAGCUUGCAGUCUGAGGCAGGCACGCAGUGUGACAUUAGCACAGCCACCAAGUUUACCUGGCGCACUGUCAGAAUCAUGUCGAGGUGGACGCAGUAUGACGUGGUGAAAGUGUCCCAAGGCACACAGGCUUCUGGUCCAGACUUUGAUGAUGAUGACAUCCUGAAGAUGCAACGUGGAGGUCAUGUCCCUGUCUACGCCAGUGUACGACGCACAGUUGGGGCACGCCGUAUGCUGUCUGAGGACAUGCAUGCAAUGGGGCGAGCAACUUGGAAUACCAUGGGAUCCUCAGAACAUUCCAGACCUCAGCAGGGUGUUCUGACUCAGCUUACGCAGAACCUCGUGAAGGAUGUGAAGAAGGCAUCACACUCAACAAAAAUGUCGCCUGGAUGUCGAGAUAGUCUGUUAGAAUCCAGUGAUGACAGUGAGGACCAAGAAACAAUGUGCAAGUAUCGCUUGUGCAAGCAAAAUGGUUUUGGUGCCUCAGUUGUGGGAAAUCCCGCCAGUGAAACGUGUCGCUGUGGCUCGUCUUCAGUCGACCCAUCACAUCAGAAGAAGGUCUAUAAGUGUGCCUUAUGCGCAUACAAGUGCAUAGACAAGGAACAUUUGGUUGUGCACAUGAGUCGGCACACCGCAUGUAGCAGGCCGUUUAAGUGUGAAAAAUGCAGCUGCACAUUUUCAAGGCAAGUGCGUCUGAUGCUGCAUAUGCGUACCCACCAAGAGCCGCAAGAGACAGUUGACACGAGCCAGCAGAAAGAGUUCAAGUGCGACUUAUGCUCGGAAACAUUCGCCAGCCUCGGUGAUCUCCUGGAGCACGUGAACAUCCAUGAAAACCCAGUCAAGUGUCUGCUGUGCCCACGCACGUUCACGGACGAAAUGCACAUGAAGGCUCAUUUAUGCCAGCGCAGGGGUGAGAAGCCGUUUGAGUGUAGCCACAUCCACCUCAUCCAGCACACGGCCACCCAUGAGAAGGGCUUCACGUGCGCUGUCUGCUCUCGCACGUACAGCCGCAAGGCCGGCCUCCUGCUCCACAUGCGACAGCACACGGGUGAGAAGCCGUACGAGUGUCGGGCCUGUAUGCGCACGUUCACUGUCGAGGCUGGCCUGAAGAGGCACACGCGCCACCACCAGAAUGUCGUUCAGGCUGCCCGCAAACUUGGUGGGACGAGGCAAGGAACACGUACCGUUGGCCGGAUGAAUCGCCCUUCGAGUGCCAGCAGACGUUCGUCGGACCUUCCGUCUGCAACCGAGUGAUGCAUGUUUGAAAAGGGUGUGCUCAGGAAAACUAGGGUAGGUAUGUAGGUCAGACAUUGAAUAGCUCAGGUAAAGCCGGCACAUGGCCAAAAGAAAGAACGAAUUGCGUGUCUGGCAUUCCUUGUUGUGUCCAUGCCCAGGUCAUCCCUAUUGUGGGAUGAAGUGAGACAUCGUCUUUCAUCCCAUCGCACUCCAUCCCAUUAACACUCCAUCCCAAUUCGAUAACCUCUGCCUGAUACCGCGUUACCAGCACUAGAGAGCUUGUCCAUAAGACUGUUAUUGUUUACAGCUUACCUGGUUACCAGAGCCAUGGAUGGCAAUGCAUGCUGGCAGUAGCAUCUUGAGACACUUUAUGCAACUACAAUGUGUAUUAAUACUUUCUAUCACAUGCAUACUAUCGUUGAAGGAAAAUCAUAGGGCAACUGCACGUCAACAAUUAUCUUGCUACAAACACUUUCCAUAAGCAGUUAAUUCAGUAGAAUGUGGUAGGUCACUGAAGUAUUAUUUUUGUGUACUCUCUGGUUAAGCUCUGCAUCACAAGAUGUCGCAAUCGGCAGUGCUGCUGCUGUACACCAAUCCUAUGAUCCGCUCUUCCACGAAUGCUAAUACGUUUACUGGCAAGCUAAAGCAUCCGCUCAAACCUGACUGAGAACUCAUGGAAGAGCUUAAAUGGGAACACUGACGAAACGCAGCCCAAGGCAAGGUCGUUUAUGCCACAUGACCAGGUAUUUCUAAGGAACUACAGUACCGGCCCUGCACUCAAGACUGCACAAUUCAGCGACAUCAUGUGGAUCAGAUGUAUUGAUGUAACGUGCAGGGCAUAGGCGGAAAGUUUUCAUUUCUACAGGGAGGGGGGGGUGACGACCAGCUUUCCUAACCCCACAUAUGUGUGUGUGUGUGUGUGUGCAGCUAUUCCUUCCUCUCUAGUACAUCACACUUAUCCGUCUGUCAAGGCGGACUGAUCUCAUUGAUAACAAAAGCCCCUUGAUAAUGCGCCUGAAGCGCUGCUCUGACAAUGCACGAAACGCGAAAAGCAAUGUAAUAGGCGUAGCAUGCUUCAAAAUCCUGGCUUUGCCUGCACUGCAAUGACAGAGUGCGCACGCAGCUAUAUUUCACGCUAGACACUUGCUUCGGACCAAAGCCAAAUUAAAGUGACGGUUUUAGUUUUCAUGAGAGUGUGUACAUUCUUCAACAACAGGUUCGUGGCAUAAAAUAAAAGCAAAAUUAACAGACCGGGAAGCGACCCACGUGUUCAGAAAAGUCAGAACUGAUGCUUUCAAGAAAGUAAAUAAAAUAACCACUUGUAAAUAAGCCGAACUGGCAUUCUGGACGCCUGCACAAUAAAGAAAUAAAUACAUCGGA